AAGACGAUGAUUCUUUAACCAAGAUGGAAUCUGAGUCUCUGUUUCAGGAAUUUGAUGAGGAUGAGACCAGAAUUACAACCGUGAUUGCCCAGGCAGAGGCUGAGCAGUUUCAAGAAUUCUGUCCAUCCAGUGUAAAGCAUGGUGUGCCUCAACCUCAAACCCUGGCUCCUUUCCAUAGAAGACGCUCUAAAACACUCAGGGGAGCGUCAAGCAAGCAGGCUGAAUGUAAGCAGCCACUUUGGAGGUCGAGUUCAAGAAAGAAAUCACUAAAAAGGGAAGAAACAAGAAGUGCCCCUUUUGAAAAGCCUUCCAGCAGUGUAGUGAGUCCCAGCAUCCGUAGGUUUGAAGUGAGAUGCUGCUCCGAUAUUUACACCAGCGGUGGAGGAUCUCCAGAGCUCAGUUCUCAACCAGAAUCUGCGUACAUUUAUGCUGAAAGCAUCAACGGUUAUGACACUUUUUGUUCUAGUGCAGUGCAAGACUGGAGUACACUUUGUCUUUAUACAGGAACUGAAAAAACCCACAACGUUGUGCAAGGUCCCAGAUUUGAGAUUGCAGUAGGCACCAGUGUAGAAGCCUUGUUCGGAUCGGAUUCUUCUUGUGAGAGCGAGUCCAUCAGAGGUGACUGUGACUCAGAUUCAAGCUGUGUUAAUGCAGACUGGGAGUGGAGCUUUGACUCUGAGGACGACUCAUGCAACUUGGUCUACAGCUUUGCUGAGGCACAGUGGGGCUCUGCCUUAUCAUGUUCAGGCUCUGCUGCCUCCGGUUAUAUCACUGACUAUGAUUUGGGAUCAUUAUCAUCCUCCGUCAUGGAAGGACAGUUCUGCUCUGCUUUUGGCAGCCAUUUAAAGGCAGGACACUGUGUGUCAGCCGCCUGCCAGUUUGAAAGGAAACAUUGUGACCCAGUAGUCAACAAUUUUGACAAAGCAUACCAUAACCAUGUCAGCCGUUUCAAGUCAGGGCACCAAACCUUGCUGGCUGAGAAUUUUGAAACAGGGCAUUGGGAUCUACAAGUCAGCCAUUUUGAGGCAGGACAAUGUGACUUGCCAGACAGGUAUUUUGAGCCAGAAUACUGUGACUCGCCUGGCGGCCAAUUUGAAGCAGGACACUGUGACUCCCCAGUUGACCAUUUUGAGGCAGGACACUGUGACUCCCCAGUUGACCAUUUUGAGGCAGGAUACUGUGAUUCCAUAGUUGGCCAUUUAGAGGCAGUAUACUGUGGUUCGCCAAUCAGCCAUUUUGAGGCAGGACACUGUGACUCCCUGUUUGGCUGUUUUGAGGCAGGACACUGCGACACACCAAAUAGCCAUUUUGACAAGGCUUCCUUUGACCUCUACAAUGCUUCCUCUAAGCAAAGCACUGCAGCCUGUCAUAAGGGUAAGGACCAUCACUCCGUUUUUAAUUUAAAGGACUGUUCUGAUCUCACAUGGAAUAAACUACAGGGCGUCGUGACUCAUCCUGAUCGCCAUUACAUCGCACCGUUUUUCCAUGAGAUGAUGAAAGAGACCGAGCAUGACCGAAAUCAAGAAAAAGUCAAGAUAAACAAAGGCUUCCUCUUCCAUCCACAAAGGUUUUUACAGGCAAAAAACUCAGAGUAUCGGGAAGGCCAGGAAUAUUCCGUGCUUCGUCACAUACAGAACGGCUCGUAUGGAGAUGUCUUCAGUGUGCGGGACAAACAAACUGGGUUUACGUGUGCUGCCAAAAGGAUUCCUCUGAGCAGUUUCAGCUGGGAGGAAGUGGGAACAUGGAGCAGACUGGACUCGCCACGUGUCCUUCAGCUCUACGGGGCUGUACGUGAGGAUCUCAAUGUUGUCCUCUUCAUGGACCUUAAAACAGGCUCAUUGGCGCAGUUCUUAAAAGCACGAGGGCCUUUUCCUGAAGACUUGGCUCUUUAUUAUCACUGUCAGGUGCUGCAGGCUCUGGAACACCUGCACGGCAGAAAGGUCAUUCACCUGGAUGUCAAAGUGGACAACGUUUUACUCUCGAAGGACAAGCGGGAGUGUUUCCUGUGUGAUUUUGGAUUAUCUGAGGUGUUGGACCAGACCGGAUACAGCACCAAGACUUUUAAAGGUAACGGUCUGCGUGGCACAGAGAGUCACAUGUCUCCCGAGGUGGCUCAUGGGGAUCCUCGUUCAGACAAAGCGGACAUCUGGAGUAGCUGUUGCAUGCUGCUGCACAUGCUCAGUGGCCAUCAGCCGUGGACGCGCUACUACACACACCCGCUCUGCCUGAAAAUCGUGAGUGAGCCGGCCCCUCUGUGGGAGAUUCCAGCAGGCUGUCACCCCUUCACCUGUAACGUCAUCAGAGGGGGAUUGGUCAAGGAGCCGGGGGAGAGAGACUCGGCCAGGGAGUUGCUGGAGAAAAGCAGCAGAGCACUGCGAGCAGUAGGCGGCCUCCCUGAUCCUGUCCAAUUAGCUACGCAGAAUCAGCCCCGCCCUCAGAUCUCCCCAUCAACCAGCCUUGUCAACAAACCCUCAGUGGUCCUGCCUCCUGUUUCCAUAACGACAGUCCGUAGUCAGGAAGCGCUCUCUGCCCCUCCUAGGAUUCAGUGGGUCAGCACAUGGAGGGAACGAGCAGCUGAGGAGGACUCGGAUUCAGAAGACACGUAUGUGGACAGUGAUGGAAGGGCCGACAGGACGGAAAGAUGGAUGGAGUACUGGGGAUUGAGAAAGCAAUACAAACUUUCUGAAGACGAGAACAGCAGUGAUGAAGAGAGAGAGCCCUGGUUGGGAGAAGGAAUGAGAGAAAGAGCAGCUGUAGAGAAGCAGAAUGAAGAGGAAGGAGAGAGCAAUGAAGAGAUAGAGAGUGAUUUGGGGAGUUUGAGGGAGCUGGGCAGCGAGGACGAGUGGGAGCCGCUUCACCGGCUGCAGAUCCUCUACGGCACAAGACGUAGACGUGAUGGUGAUAAGUGGUCCGAAACGGAGGAAGAGUGUGUACCCUCGAUGACGAGUUUAAAUCAAACUACCUCAUGUGAGCAAAACUCCAGAUUAACCCUCACCUGCCAUCGCAGCGUCUGCACUUCUGACACCGAUCUAACUGACAAGGGUUCUGAUUUGUCGGAUGACUUGAGCUCCGGCGUCUUCUCCUCUUACAGCAGUCUUACAGAUGAGCGGAGCUUCAAUGUCGAUUGGUCCGUCUCCACCAACCAGCCGCCGUCUAUCAGCUUUAAAGGUAAACCCCCUCAGGUUGCUCAGUUAAUCUACUUUCUGCAUUAA
Molecule: messenger RNA, 3212 nt
Organism: Clarias gariepinus (North African catfish)
Lineage: Eukaryota; Metazoa; Chordata; Actinopteri; Siluriformes; Clariidae
Gene: map3k14b
Exons: 11
Coding region: 24-3212 (1062 amino acids)
Biological process (GO): positive regulation of canonical NF-kappaB signal transduction; protein phosphorylation
Molecular function (GO): protein kinase activity; ATP binding
Source: RefSeq, a predicted model, not a curated record